AUGGUCGCUCGCAAUCGCAGUCAGCGCAAGCUGAACACUUUCACCACGCUGUUCUUUGCUGCAACAGCUAUGUCAUCGGCAAUUCGCACACCAUCGUUUGGCAAAUCAACAUAUCCUCGUAUGACAUCACGGUCUACCGAGAUGGACUCUGCACCAUAUCGAGACUCAAGCCUUUCAGUUGAUGAACGAGUCGACGAUCUUGUCAAACGGAUGACUAUUGAGGAGAAAGCAGGCCAGCUUUUCCACAACAUCAUCAACCAAGGUCCGAACGGAACCCUCCUCAACACCACGACGGAGGCUGUAGCGGGCAAGCUCAUGACCCACUUCAACCUCCACGGGCCGAUUGCGGAUGUACGCGCCACUGUGCAAUGGUACAACAACCUGCAGCAAUUGGCGCUAGACACAAGACUAGGCAUUCCAGUCACAAUCUCCUCAGAUCCGCGUCAUGCAUUCACCAGCGCCGAAGGCAGUCAGAUUGCAGCAACCAAGUUCUCACAAUGGCCCCAGACGCUUGGUCUAGCCGCAAUCAGAGAUGCUGAGCUUAUCCGCACUUUUGCUGAUAUUGCUCGACAAGAGUACAAUGCUGUUGGCAUCCGGUCUGCCCUACACCCUCAAAUCGAUGUCGCCACUGAGCCCCGCUGGGCCCGUAUUGGUGGCACUAUGGGCGAGAAUGCCACUCUGACUGCUGAACUGACUGUUGCAUACAUUGAGGGAUUCACUGGUCCUGACGGUUUUGGAUACGACUCGGUCACGACAGUCUCGAAGCAUUUCCCAGGCAGUGGUCCAGUUGAGGGUGGCGAGGACAGUCACUUCACCUAUGGCAAGAAUGCCACAUACCCCGGCAAAAACUUUGAACACCAUCUUAUCCCAUUCAAGGCCGCUAUUGCUGCGGGAACACGACAGAUGAUGCCUUACUAUUCUCGCCCAAUGGGAACCAAGUACGAGGAGGUCGCUGCUGGUAUGAACAAGGGAAUCGUCACUGAUCUUCUGCGCGGCGAGCUCGGCUUCGACGGCAUCGUGGUCAGCGACUGGGGUCUCGUCACUGACUCGAUAAUCGCGGGCCAAGACAUGCCCGCCCGAGCCUGGGGAGCUGAGAACCUCACCGAGCUCCAACGCACUGAGAAGAUCCUCAAUGCAGGAACCGAUCAACUGGGCGGCGAGGACCGCACCGACCUCAUCCUCGAGCUCGUAGAGAAGGGCAUCAUCAGCGAAUCCCGCAUCGACGCCUCCAUCCGCCGUCUCCUCCGCGAAAAGUUCCUCCUCGGCCUCUUCGACGAAAAACGCUUCCUCGAUGCCGACGCCGCCGUCGACGUCGUCGGCAAAGAGGAAUGGCGCGCCAUCGGCUUCGAAGCCCAAAAGCGCUCCUUCACCCUCCUCACAAACAAAGACUCCUUCCUCCCCCUCUCCCCCUCCGAAUGCGAAAAGGCCAAGUUCUACGUCGAGGGCAUCAACAGCACGUUCUUUACCUCGCGCAACUUUGAAGUCGUAGCUACGCCCGAAGAGGCAGACUAUGCAUUCCUGCGCCUCGUAGCGCCGUACGAGCCGCGUCCCGGCGGUUUCGAGGCCAACUACCACUCCGGCUCGCUUGAAUACAACGCUACGGAAAAAGCCCGCCAGGCAGCUAUUUACGCUGCCGUGCCUACCGUCGUCGACGUCUUCCUCGACCGUCCCGGUGCGUUCCCCGAGAUCGCUGAGCAAGCGUCAGCCCUCAUGGUCAACUAUGGCGCUAGCGAAGAUGCAUUCCUGGAUGUUGUGUUUGGUGUUGAUGGCAGUGGCCCGGAGGGUCAGCUGCCGUUUGAUCUGCCUAGGAGCGACGAGGCGGCUAGUGCGCAGAAGGAGGAUGUGCCGUUUGAUACUUUGGACCCAUACUUUAGGUUCGGAUAUGGGUUGAGGUAUGAGUAA
Molecule: messenger RNA, 1902 nt
Organism: Bipolaris maydis ATCC 48331
Lineage: Eukaryota; Fungi; Ascomycota; Dothideomycetes; Pleosporales; Pleosporaceae
Product: glycoside hydrolase
Biological process (GO): glucan catabolic process
Molecular function (GO): beta-glucosidase activity
Source: RefSeq, a predicted model, not a curated record